CUACAGGUUGUCAAAAAAUAGGGGGGCCGGGGCCGGCUCGGCCCCCUCCUGGAUCCGCGCCUGGAUUUGGUAGUAUUAUUCCAAAGAAUGUUUCGGGCUCUGCGACUGCGUCUGCGAGGCUGGCCCGGCCGACACCGUACCGCGCGCUGUCCAAUUUAUUUUAGCAUGCAACUUGGGGAGAUUGUGUUGCAACACUCGCUCGAUCACUUACAGGUAUUACGCAAUCAGCUCAUCCUCGUCAUCAAGCAAUAAAUAAAAUAGCCAGCAGUUUAUACAACUUAAUAGUAAGAACAGUAGUUGGAAAUCAUUAACAUGAAGUAGCACGAGCAGGCAACUGAACUGACAAGACUGGUCUGUUACUGAGUUAGAUGUUACCAAAAUUGAAGCUGGAAAAAACAACUAGGCCUACGUCCACCCUGAACUGAACAAUAUAGAACAAAAAGCAACGAUGAUGAGCGAUCCAAAAGGUAGUAGAACUAGAGGUAGCAGAGCUUCUUCAGGUAAAGCCUGGGUUCCAAGAGCACCAAAGGAUGAGAAGCCAAGGUUUGAAGUUUGGCUGGAGCAAAUGGAAGACCUUUGGGAGGAGCAGAAGAAGCCUCAAGUAUGCAGAAUGUUCCAUGAAGCACUAUCAUCAAUGGAACAGAGAGUACACCAUUCCUUUGUCUUGGACCUGAUAGAUCACAGUAGGGAUUUACGCAAGAGAAAGCCGGACACACUUGCACUUCUCAUCUUAAAGGAGUUUGAUACCAUGCUCAAUAUCAAGAAAAUGGCUAAAGAGGAAUUGACAAGAAUCCUGACGCCGGAGCUGAGGAUGCAUGCCUUUCAUCUAGCAGCCAGUUCUCAUUCUAAUGUCUUUGAUAUCCUGUCUAGACUCUACAAUCUGCAAGGACCUGAUAACUCUUUCUUGGUUUCUAGAGUCAGGGUCAUGCUUGCAAGGCAACAGUUCAAAGAAGCUGCAACGUGUGUGACAAAAGUGAAUCUUCAUGACUGCUUUUCUUUGGAAGAUAUCUGCCUGCCUCUUAUUUUCCAAGACAAAGCCAACAUGGUAGAGAAGUACAUUCAGGGUCAUCCUGAAUUGCAAGAGGCUCUUAUACGAAAACUGGAUGUUUUCUGUGAGCAAGGUUAUGACAUUAAUGCAUAUCUCAGUGAGAUGGAUGUUCCUGUCCCAGGGGUGAGGGUUGAGAAACUGAGAAGACGUCACCUGACCAAACUGAUCCUUCGACUGGUCAAGAUGUUCAAACUAGACAUGUCCAUCUGUCCCAACACUUCAAAGUCCAAAGAUAUUGGUGCAAUCAAGUACCUCAUCCAUAAGAGGUAUAUCGAGGAGUCAAUGCCACAAGAUACUUGGGAAGAUCUGAUAGUUUCAACCAUAGGAGACAACAAGUCCGUCCAAUCUGAUUUCAUUGACCAGCUGGUAUGGUACAAUGAUAUUCCUGCAGCCGCCCGAUGGGCAGUGCAUUAUGGGAUUGAUAUCAAUGAACUGCCUGAUGCAGUUGUCCAAGAACUGCAGAACUCUGAAACCAGCAAUGCAGCUAGCGGAAUACAAGAUGGAGCAGAAGAGAACUGGGAUGAUGAGGUAGAUGAUACUCCUACUGUUGAUUACUACCCCCUCAAUCUUCCUGAUGAUAGGAUCCUGAUCGUCUCUACGUCUACUGAUUUACAACAUUGCCUUGCUGACCUUACUAGUAAGCCUAAUAGAAUAGUAGGAAUAGACAUGGAAUGGAGACCAUCAUUCACCCCAACACAGAAAUCAAAGGUAGCCUUAUGCCAGAUAGCAACCGAAGAUGCAGCCUACCUACUGGACAUGCCAGCCCUGUGGGUAGAAGAAAGCAAAGAUAUCGUCAAGCAUUUCUUUCAACAGUUAUUACAGUCUGAAGACAUCCUUAAACUUGGUUUUGAGAUAUCUGGUGAUUACAGGAUGUUGGGUCAGUCCUACCCAGAACUCCAGGAAACACUGAAGGGAGAGAAAAGAACAGUAGAUCUCAAUGGAUUAGGCAAACAGAUCCUGAAGGAAAUUCCAAACCAUGGGAUCAGACUCAGCUCCCUUGGAUUGACCGACUUGGUUUACUUCUGUUUCAACAAGUACCUUGAUAAGAAAGAUAGAAUAUCUGACUGGGCACGUCGUCCUCUACGGCCGGCUCAAAUCACAUAUGCUGCCUUAGAUGCUUUCUGUUUGCUAGAGAUUUAUGCCCAUCUGAAAGAGAUUGUAUCAUACCACGGCCUACAGAUGAACAUGGAACCAUGGUACUCCAGUAAAACAAACAAGAAAUCAAAAUCAAAGGCUAAACCAAAACCAAACAAAACACCCAAAGAGAAGCCUUCAUUUGAAGAAGCACUCAAUCAGCCCCCUAGAGGUCCACCUAUAUCACCGGGUCAACUCGCUGUUAUAUGCGACAACAUGCUCCAAGGAUUAGGGCGCCAUCUAAGGUCAUGUGGAGUAGAUGUUAAGAUCCUUGAUAACGAUGAUGAACAUGAGGAGGCUGUGCAGAUUGCGCUUAAAGAAGGACGUGCGAUUCUGACAGCUGGAUCACCAUACAUCAUGUUAAAGUCUCGAGUGGACGAUGGUCAAAUCAUGUGUGUUGAAACCAACAGAAAAGCCAAACAUCAGGUUCAAGAUGUUCUAGACUUUUUCAACGUGACGGUCACUCCCUCAGAUAUCUUCAGUCGAUGUCAGAUAUGCAAUGGCAAUGUGUAUGCCAAAGUAACCAACCCUGAUAUGAGAAGGCUGUGGCUCCACAAGCAAACCCUCCUGGGCAAAUCACGCUACAACGACGACGAUGACGACGUCUGUGGAAACUUUGACAAUGAAAUGAUAAGUGGGUAUGACGAUUACGAAGAUGAGGAAGAUGAACUGCGUUUGAUGCGCCCUGUAAAGCAAUCUUCAAACUCUGGACAGGCAGCGACAAAGAAUCCGGUGCGGGAUGGUGCAAGCCAGCUCUGCGUGGUAGGAAAUCCAUAUGGAUACCUGACAUCACAUGCCAGCAACAAAGACAGAUCCACAACCUCUGUAGAUUCUCCCUCAGACUUUGAUCCUGCAUCUGUAUGCUCUGCUUCGGAGGCAUCCCUUGGAGCUUCAGGAUACAUGAACAACUCACCGGUGGUCUACCGAGAAGAUGCCUUGGACUUCAGCAAUGUCAAGAUAGGAAAGUCUGUGGACCUCCAAGUGGACUUGAUUCCGGAAGGGAUCUUGAAUCAGAUAGAUCAGUUCUUUUGUUGUGCAAUGUGUGGUAAGGUUUACUGGGAAGGCAAGCACUUUGUGAAGGUCUGUAACCAGUUUUCUCAUGUCUUGGAUCGGGGAGAGGAUAGGCAAGGCAGGUUACACGACGGAACUGCACAAGUUUAAAUGAUGUUUGUCAUGAUAUAAAACAUUACACCUUAAUAGAUUUGUCCGAGUUUCAGACAUGGGGUUAUGCUUUGAUCAUUUGCACAAUAAAUUUGUCUCAAAACACAAUUUCUUUUCAGGAAUGAUAAACAGUUAAAGGACAAGUACACCCCUACAAAAAGUUGAUUUGAAUAAAAAGAGAAAAUUCAACAAGCAUAACACUGAAAAUUUCAUCUAAAUCGGAUGUAAAAUCAGAGUUGUGACAUUUUAAAGUUUUUCUUAAUUUCACAAAACAGUUAAAUGUACAUCCUGGUUGGUAUGUAAAUGAGGAGACUGAUGACAUCAUCCACUCACUAUUUUUUUUUGUAUUGUAUUAUAUGAAAUGUGAAAUAUUCAAAUUUUCUCCUCAUUGUCAAGUGAACCAACAAUUAAUCCUCCCUGAACAUGUGGAAUUGGCAUUGUUUAAUACUAUAUGGUUCAGUAAAGAUGGUCCUUAUUGUCAAAUCUGUAAAAAAUGAAAUAUUUUAUAAUUCAAACAAUAAAAAACAAGAAAUAGUGAGUGAGAGACAUCAUCAACUGUCUCAACUGCAUGUCACUGAGUUGUGCAUAUCACUGUUUUGUGAAAAAUAAGCGAAACUUUAAAAUGUCAUAACUUUCUUAUUUUAUAUCUGAUUUUGAUGGAAUUUUCAGCAUUAUGCUAGUUUGAUUUUUAUUCAAAUCAACAUUUUUCUGGGGUGGACUUGACCUUUAAAAGGGAAAAGGUUAUGCAUUCGGUACUUGCAGAUCCCUUGCAGACUGAGCGGCAGAUUCUUCACUAACAUCCUACUCUGGUUAUGAUGUAUCAUGCAAUUAACAGGAACGUAUCAGACUUGGUAUCAAUUCACAUUGAUAACAUAGAAAUAGAAAAGUAAUAUUACUGCAAUCUUUUUCCUGCUGGCACUAUAUUUUAGAUUUGUUUUCUGCAAUUUUAUUAAUGAGAAUUCAACAGAAUUAGAUGCUUAUCUAUAUUACAAAAUAUGUUUUACCAUAUUUUGUCAACAUUAAGAAAUAGUAUAACAUUUUUCUAAGAAAUGAGAUUUUUUAGUUUAAUUUUGUGUAAUCUUAUAUUUUUUUAUGACCUUUAUACCAAUAGAAAACACUCAUGUAUAAUCUAUUAACCCUAAAGUGGCCGGGGGGGGGGGGGUUGAAUCAACCCCCCCUCAACAUUUUCUGCGAUCAUUCCGCUGUGCAAAAAUUUUUGACCGCGCCACUCACAGAGUUUAUACUUUUAAGUCUCGCGCAUCUUUUGAUACCAAAUUUACGACACCCGGGUACACGGUUCCGAAAUUACGCAACAUUUCGUAAGUGCAUGUCAGACCAAAAAUUGUUCCAAAACGUGAUUUUGUGUACAAAGUCAAUGCAAAUAAAGUUUUCUCAUCUUAUUCAUAAAGAUAUGAUUAUUUUUACUUUAAACAGCUGAAAUCAAUUGAUCUUAGCAUAAUUAUGCUUCAAAAAGGUUGUGCAAUAAAUCUGGUGAAAAAACAAAGAAAAACAAAAGGUUGAAAAACAAAGAAAUACAUAAGAAAUUCAUAAAACAAUAAAAUACAUAAGAAAUUGAUUUCCAAACCGAAGUUUUUUUCAAUUGCGAUUGUUGAGAAUGCUACAAAGAAUAUUUUUACAAAAAAUUAGCAUUCUAGGAGCUUUAUUUAGUGAAUUAGAGCAAAAAGUAUGAUUUAUGCAUAAAUUAGCAUAAUUAAUUCAUAAAAAAUAAAAUCUCAUUAUUUUGGAAAAUUUUACCAUACAGCCUUGUAAAUUACAUCGCACACUACCAGCGUGCAAAUUUUUACGGCGCUAGCGCGAUCGGCGGCUGAGAUCUCGGGGGGGGGGGUUGAAUCAACCCCCCCGGCCACAGAACAGCCAAAAAAGCCCGGCCUAGUUAGGGUUAAAGUGCUUAUUUCUGUAUCUCUUUGAAGCCCUGUCUAUUAUGCACUGUAUGAAUGCUUGUUCAACAAGGUACAACAAACAAUUGGAAAAUGUUCAGCAACAUUGUAGUAUCAGGACAUAGUUUGACAAAAUCAUGCCACCUAUUUAAAUUAAUGUGCAUUAAAGGGGUACUCUGGGCUACAUAGAAACCGGCUUAAAAUAAGUAAAUGAUGAAAAAGGCAAAACACUGAAAAUUUCAUUAAAAUUGGAUAUAGAGUGGAGAAAUUUGUAAAUUUCUUUGUCUACAUGAAUGUGUAAUGAGUGAGCUGUAUUAUCUCCCCCUUUGUACUUUUGUAUAUUAUCAUACUGUGUAAACUUUAUAAAAAAAAUUACUUCAAAGAAAGAUUGACCAUUUAUUCAAGUUUGUAAGACUGUCAUUGCUGUAACCUUUUUUCUUUGAUUGCAGUAGGUUGCAAGGGAGAUGAUGUUGUAAACAUAU
Molecule: messenger RNA, 5723 nt
Organism: Lytechinus pictus (painted urchin)
Lineage: Eukaryota; Metazoa; Echinodermata; Echinoidea; Temnopleuroida; Toxopneustidae
Product: exonuclease mut-7 homolog
Exons: 15
Coding region: 449-3343 (964 amino acids)
Biological process (GO): nucleobase-containing compound metabolic process
Molecular function (GO): nucleic acid binding; 3'-5' exonuclease activity
Source: RefSeq, a predicted model, not a curated record